Messenger RNA from Suillus subaureus, 416 nucleotides. RefSeq lists its product as uncharacterized. NCBI's taxonomy places the organism in Eukaryota, Fungi, Basidiomycota, Agaricomycetes, Boletales, Suillaceae. The transcript has a single exon. The record is from RefSeq and is a predicted model, not a curated record. The coding region runs from base 120 to 350 and encodes 76 amino acids.
CACAUCCAGGAGCUACAAGUACUGUAAAUGGAUGAUAUAUCGCUUAUACAUGACCUCCAUAUCCCUCAAGCGCGUCUUUGCACUACCAAUCACUCCUUCAUGGCUUCAAUGUAUCAGUAAUGUUUAUAGAGACGACCCCCAAUCCGGCCAUGGAAUUUCAUGAAGUUACUGACGAAGAGUGCACAGACUUAAAUGUAUUGUUGAAGAUGAAGUGCAAGAAUCUACUAAUUGAAAUAGAUCGUCUAGAAGGACGAUGGAUGAUGCUGAGGUUUUCAUACCUCACGAUAGUCUUCCUACCAGCAAGUUUCAUUGCGGUAAUCAUAGAGAUCUUUUGUACAGAAACUUUCUGACUGCGUAUGUCUUCAGUCCAUCUUUGGGAUGAAUGUCAAAGAGAUCAAACAAUGGGACUCAAACAC